Molecule: messenger RNA, 486 nt
Organism: Lathyrus oleraceus (garden pea)
Lineage: Eukaryota; Viridiplantae; Streptophyta; Magnoliopsida; Fabales; Fabaceae
Exons: 2
Coding region: 1-486 (161 amino acids)
Source: RefSeq, a predicted model, not a curated record
AUGAAUGAGUUUGAGAUAAUUGAUCUAGGAAAUAUGACAUAUUUUCUAGGGAUGAAGAUUUUGUACUCUGAGAAAGGUAUCAUUUUGCACCAAUUGAAGUAUGAACUUGAGCUUCUAAAGAGAUUUCAGCUAUUGAAUUGUAAGACUGCAGUCACACCUUCAGAAACAAAUCACAGAUUGAAUUCUAAUCCUGAACGUGAUGAUGUAGAUGCUACAACUUUCAAGAAGUUAGUUGGCUCUUUGAGGUAUUUAUGUAAUACCAUAUGUGAUAUUUGUUAUGUAGUUGUAAUGGUUAGUAGGUUCAUGAGUAAACCAAAGUGGUCAUUACCAAACAACUAUCAGAAUUCUAAGGAUCUGAAGAUCAAGGUAAACAAGCCUUUGAAGCUGAUGACUGAUAACAAGUCUGUAAUCAAUCUUGUCAAGAACUCAGUGUUGCAUGGGAGAAGCAAUCAUAUUGAGAAUAAGUAUCACUUUUUGAGAAGGUAG